AGUACAACUAGAAUGACCUCCAAAACAGCUCCAACUUCAACUACAACGUCUACAAGUACUACAACUGCUCCUACAAGUACUACAAAGAUGACAUCCGCAACAGCUGCAACUUCAACUGCAAUGUCUUCAAGUACUACAGCUCCUCCUACAACUACAACUAGAUUGACCUCCACAACAGCUCCAACUUCAACUACAACUUCUGCAAGUACUACAGCCCCGCCUACAAGUACAAUUAGAAUGUCCUACACAACAGCUGCUCCAACUUCAACUACAACUACAACUAAAAUGACAUCCACAACAGCUGCAACUUCAACUGCAAUGUCUAUGAGUACUACAGCUUCUUCUACAAGUAUAACUAAAAUGACCUCCACAACAGCUGCUUCAACUUCAACUGCAAUGUCUACAAGUGCUACACCUUCUCCUACAAGUACAACUAAAAUGACAUCCACAACAGCUGCAACUUCAACUGCAAUCUGCUCCAACUUCAACUAUGUCUACAAGUACUACAGCUCCUUCUACAAGUACAUCUAA
Astyanax mexicanus (Mexican tetra) is the source of this 531-nucleotide messenger RNA. RefSeq lists its product as uncharacterized. Lineage: Eukaryota; Metazoa; Chordata; Actinopteri; Characiformes; Acestrorhamphidae. The record is from RefSeq and is a predicted model, not a curated record. The coding region runs from base 13 to 531 and encodes 172 amino acids. The transcript is spliced from 3 exons.